Clavispora lusitaniae ATCC 42720 is the source of this 798-nucleotide messenger RNA. The record is from RefSeq and is a predicted model, not a curated record. NCBI's taxonomy places the organism in Eukaryota, Fungi, Ascomycota, Pichiomycetes, Serinales, Metschnikowiaceae.
AUGAUUGCUGCGUUGCUCUUACAGCUCUUCACUUUGGUCAGCUUGGCCGCCGCUGGAUGCACGCCUUCUAAGAUAACGGGCUCCGGUUUUAAAGCCGUUGGUUAUAGAUAUCCAUUGGCGUCUAAAGCAGGAUGGGACACCAACUUUUUGCAAACCGGUUACAAGGCCGGAGGAGAGUUUUUCACCAUCAAUGACCUUACAGACAUUGAUUUCCUGUUCACCAUCAAAAACAACAGACUUAUCCGCGAUACCCUUUAUGGCCAGUAUAUGACCAUUUCCAACUUCACCAUCGAGUACUCUGGUUUUUUCAUUCCAGACACUGACGGUUUGUACACCUGGAACAUCGAUAACGCCGAUGAUGGUGCAGCCUUAUCCUUUGUCUCCGUUGGUGGUUGUUGUGAAGACCCUACUGCAAUUACAAAUCAAUAUGAUAUUAGUACUUUGCGUGGUUUUGCUGGUGCAGGAGAUGCCUCCGCCAAAUCCACUUCAGCAAACUUGGUCGCUGGAAACGCUUAUGCCAUCAAGAUCGUCACUUUCAACUGGAACGGGCCCCUGGCCUUGGCUGUGUCCUACACAGACCCAUCGGGCCAAAAGGUGACACAUUUCGACCAUAUUCAUCAGGUGGAAUUUGACAACAACAACAAAUGUGUUCCUCCUCCAAUUCUUACCACCACCACCACCUACGGCACGAACAGCGAACACCCAAAGACCGGAACUUACACACCAGCCGACUGUGAACUGCUCCAAACAUGCACUUCUUACGGUUGUUCCGCCACAAGAAACCACCACUGUGACUAG